Messenger RNA from Cornus florida, 3662 nucleotides. Its product is annotated as alpha-mannosidase. Bases 312 to 3332 code for a protein of 1006 amino acids. The transcript has 29 exons. Lineage: Eukaryota; Viridiplantae; Streptophyta; Magnoliopsida; Cornales; Cornaceae. Gene Ontology annotation, biological process: mannose metabolic process. Gene Ontology annotation, molecular function: carbohydrate binding; alpha-mannosidase activity. The record is from RefSeq and is a predicted model, not a curated record.
AAAAAACCAAAUUCUCCCUUCAACCAUUUAUGAUAGAGAAGAUUUGGAGCAAGCAAUCCGUUUCCGGUAGAUAUAGAUUCAUCAAUCCAUUGCUCCAUUAAUGGAUUCCCCAGCAAAAUCUGAACAAAUGGACCAUACCUACACAUGGAAAACCCUAACCCUAGGCCGGCAAUCACAUGGCAAAUUAAAAUCCAAAUGUCUGUUGUCGCUACCCAGCGGACGUCACAAUGUCCACAUCACAUUCUUAGACUGUACAAAUUCAACAGAAGCUGCAAAGGCAUUGGUCAGAGAACUCUGGUCCGGAAUCGAGAAUGAACAGUGUCUCAGUUUCAGCUUUACUCUGCAUAUUGGUUGUUCUUUGUUCAUACAGGACAGUUGAUGGAUAUAUUAAGUACGAUACUGGAGGUGGGAUUGUUGAAGGAAAAUUGAAUGUCCAUCUGGUUGCCCAUUCUCACGAUGAUGUUGGAUGGUUGAAGACAAUUGAUCAGUACUAUGUUGGAUCAAACAACAGUAUUCAGGGUGCAUGUGUGGAGAAUGUGCUGGACUCGGUUGUCAUAUCUUUGCUUCAUGAUCCGAAUAGGAAGUUUGUGUUUGCUGAAAUGGCCUUUUUCCAACGUUGGUGGGAAGGACAAAAUGUGGAAAUACAAGAAGUGGUGAAAAAAUUUGUAGAUGCUGGCCGGUUCGAAUUUGUAAAUGGUGGCUGGUGUAUGCACGACGAAGCAACUACCCAUUACAUAGACAUGAUUGACCAGACAACCCUAGGUCAUCGUUUGAUAAAGAACCAAUUUAACAGAACUCCUCGUGCUGGAUGGCAAAUUGAUCCAUUUGGGCACUCAGCAGUGCAAGCUUACUUACUUGGAGCCGAGCUUGGCUUCGAAUCUGUGCAUUUUGCGAGGAUUGAUUAUCAGGACAGAGCAAAGCGUAAGGAAGACAAAUCUCUUGAAGUUAUAUGGCGCGGGUCCAAAACCUUUGGUUCUUCUUCUCAGAUCUUUGCCAAUGCAUUUCCUGUUCAUUAUAGUCCACCAAAUGGUUUCCAUUUUGAAGUGUUUGAUGACUCCAUUCCCGUCCAGGAUAAUCCUCUUCUAUAUGACUACAAUGUUGAAUCUCGAGUUAAUGAUUUCAUUAGUGCUGCAAUCACUCAAGCUAAUGUGACACGGACAAAUCAUAUUAUGUGGACAAUGGGUGAUGAUUUCCAGUACCAAUAUGCUGAGUCCUGGUUCAAGCAGAUGGAUAAGCUAAUUAACUAUGUCAACAAGGAUGGUCGUGUGAAUGCAUUGUAUUCUACCCCAUCUAUCUACACAGAUGCAAAAAAUGCAGCAAAUGAAUCGUGGCCACUAAAAACUGAUGACUAUUUUCCAUAUGCAGACAGGGCAAAUGCCUAUUGGACUGGUUACUUUACUAGUCGCCCAGGCUUGAAGCAAUAUGUCCGAAUGCUGAGUGGAUAUUAUUUGGCUGCACGCCAACUUGAGUUCCUGGCUGGAAGGAGACCUACAGGUCCAAACACAUUUCGUUUAGGAGAUGCAUUAGGAAUUGCACAGCACCAUGAUGCCGUUACUGGCACGGCUAAACAACAUACCACAAAUGACUAUGCAAAACGCUUGGCAAUUGGAGCUUCUGAGGCAGAAGCAGUUGUGAGUUCAGCUUUGUCAUGCCUAGCUAAUUCAACAUCAAGCGAUCAAUGUGCCACACCCCAAUCGACAUUUAGCCAGUGUCUAUUGCUCAAUAUAAGCUUCUGCCCCCCAACUGAGGAAGAUAUUCCAGAAGGAAAGAGUUUGGUUGUUGUGGCAUACAAUCCACUUGGAUGGAAUCGUACUGACAUAAUUAGGAUUCCGGUUAAUGAUGCAAAUCUUGUUGUCCAAGAUUCCAUGGGUAAUACAAUUGAGUCACAACAUGUGGAGUUGGACAAUGUUACAACCAAUUUAAGAAACGUCUACACCAAGGCCUACCUGGGAAUAUCAACAGCCACAGUUCCCAAGUACUGGCUUUUCUUUCAAGUUUCUGUGCCGCCUCUGGGUUGGAACACAUACUUCGUUUCUAAAGUGGCUGCAAUAGGUAAACGCAGAAAAGGGUAUAUCUCUCUGGUGGAUCUUCCACAGAAUGAGUCCAUUGAAGUCGGACCAGGAAACUUGAAGAUGUCCUUUUCUUCUACAUCUGGACAACUUAAAAGAAUGUUUAAUUCUGUGACAGGGGUUGACAUACCGGUACAGCAGAGCUAUCUCUGGUAUGGUUCAAGCGGCGGUGAUACAGACCCACAGAGUUCCGGUGCAUACAUUUUCCGACCUAAUGGUUCCCCUCCUGAUGUUCUUUCAAGAUCAAUCCCAUUGAAGGUCAUGCGUGGACCAAUAGUUGAUGAAGUUCAUCAGCAAUUUAGUCCGUGGGUCUAUCAGGUGAUUAGACUUUACAAAAACAAAGAGCACGCUGAAGUUGAAUAUACUAUUGGUCCAAUUCCCACGGAUGAUGGUGUUGGUAAAGAGGUCAUUACGCGAAUGACAGCAAAUAUGGCCACAGACAAGGUUUUUUAUACUGAUUCCAAUGGGAGGGACUUUCUAAAACGGGUUCGAGAUUAUAGAGCAGACUGGUCUCUUUCAGUCAAUCAACCUGUAGCAGGGAAUUAUUAUCCACUAAAUCUCGGGAUUUUCACAACGGAUAAGAAAUCUGAAUUCUCGGUUUUGGUUGAUCGUGCUACUGGAGGAGGUAGCAUCGAAGAUGGAGAAAUAGAGCUAAUGCUUCAUAGGCGUAUGAUCUUUGAUGACUCUAGAGGAGUGGGUGAAGCCCUUGAUGAGACAGUGUGCGUUGAAAAUACAUGUGAAGGACUUACGGUUCGAGGGAAUUAUUAUAUGAGCAUCAACCAGCUAGGUGCUGGAUCAAGAUGGCGCCGAACAACUGGACAAGAAGUUUACUCACCCCUUCUUUUAGCUUUUACACAUGAGAAAUUGGAAGAUUGGACAGCCUCUCAUUCAGCAAAGGCAACAGCCAUGGAUCCAAACUAUAGUUUACCUCUUAAUGUGGCAUUAAUUACUCUUCAGGAGCUGGACGAUGGGAGUGUGCUGCUUCGUUUUGCACACCUAUAUGAGGCUGGUGAAGAUGCCGAGUAUUCAACAUUAGCCAAAGUUGAAUUGAAAAAGAUGUUUGCUGGGAAAAUGAUAAAGGAUGUGAAAGAAAUGAGCUUAUCGACAAACCAAGAGAAGUCAGAGAUGAAGACGAAGACUUGGAAAGUUGAAGGGAACAGUGGAGGGGAACCUGCAGCAAUUAGAGGCAGCCCUGUUGAUAAUUCAACUUUUGUUGUCGAGCUUGGUCCCAUGGAGAUUCGGACUUUCCUAUUGAAAUUUUAGGGGUCUGCCUUCUGCCUGUUACAUGGCAUCUCGAUUUUUCUGUUAAAGUCUUCACGGGAACAAUAAUGUCCAUUGAAGGGCACAUUUUUUCCUCUGCAAGAGGUUUCCGAGUGAUGGUUGAUGAUCUCAAAUGGUAUGUGAAAAGAUGGAGGAAUCUCUUUGUAACUGGGUGUCCAAUAAUGAGGUCUAAAUGCUGAAGAAACAAGAACUGAAAUUGUCUAUAAAAACCCAUACUUGGAUUUAUUUAUAUGGACGGUCCAAUAAAAUAGAAAUACUUGUCUUUGUGAAUGCUAUAGGUGCAAGGAAAAACAUGAUUUUGUGUUGAAUCUA